AUGAAGUCCCUCUCGUUGGAUUGUGCUGAUAUGCCUCCACCAGUUCAAAUGGGUGGAAUUGGUCGAAAUCAGUAUUUUAAAGGAAAACAACUUCGUUCUGCACGAGGUUAUGCCGCCUCAGGUGAAAGUUUCGAGAAUUCAUUUGAGCGUAGUGAAUCCCCGCCCUCAUCAAGACCUACUCCAACAAAAACAACGCAACAAUUGACAAGAAGAUUGCCACCAGCACCCCCAAUGACUGCCCCAAUUCAACAACAACAACCAAUAAAGCCAAAUGAAUCAGCUUCUUCACGUCGUUUAAUGCCUCCAAUUAGUACACACAUUGUUAUUCAUGAAUAUGUAAAUGGGGAAUGCUCUCUUUUCCUUGGUGAUCGGCUAGUUGUUUUGGACAAUGGUGAUCCGGACUGGAAACAUGGAUUUAAAGUUAAUGACCGUCUUCAACAAUUAUUCACAUUUCCAAGUACCUGUAUCACUGCAUUCCAACCUGACGAACAACCUAUGCGUUUAACACAAAAUUGUAACUUGGUGGAACAAAAAUUGCGUCUUUAUAGAGACCAAGUUGUUUUUGUACAGCCAAACUCAUUACGGGAAGAUGGACGCGUUAAUGUACGCAACGAACAUGGAACUUGUGCCUACUGUCCUUUGCAGUAUUUAAUGCUUAUGUAG
Messenger RNA from Meloidogyne enterolobii, 663 nucleotides. NCBI's taxonomy places the organism in Eukaryota, Metazoa, Nematoda, Chromadorea, Rhabditida, Meloidogynidae. The record is from the annotation of a GenBank genome assembly.